GGGCUCUUUGACGAGGAGGUACGGUUUGUUCUGAACAGCGAAGCUCCAACUACAAUAUUAUCCGAGGAAGUGGGUCAACGUAGCAAGCUGCUGGGGAUGUAGUCACACGAUUUUGUGAAUUUAAAACCAUUACAGACAGCUUGGAACAGCGGUGAAACCGGUUGGAUAGCUUACGUUACCGAGCAAACAGGGCAACUUGCUUCUUUGUCAGUUAAACUACGUGGAUAACGUUAACAACAAGGGGGGAAAAUGUCAGGAGAGCCAAUUCUCGUAACACUGGAAACGGGCACGGAGGCCCCGAGUUCAUUCCCGGUGGUUUUGAAGAAGAUAAUGGAAAUGCCUCCUCCUAAUAUACUGGACGGCGACGACGACACCGAUAAGGAAAAGCUGUGUCUGGGAGAUAAUGUUGACCUGGGCGGGGGAGGUAGCGAUAUGGGUCCUUCAGCCGCCCUGACCCCCGCUAUCUGGGAGAAAACCAUUCCCUAUGACGGUGAAAACUUCCACCUGGAGUACAUGGACCUUGAGGAGUUCCUCAUGGAGAACGGCAUCCCCACGUUGUCUGGCGAGGACUCCCUAAAGGGCAGUCCAGAAAGAAACACCACGAAGACAGAGAAACUAAAGGCUACCCCGUCUGCACAGAUAAAGUCUACCAAGCUAACAAGUGUGUCUCCACUGGCCCUGCUGCCCAUUCAGGAAUUGGACAAGUGUGAGGAGGAAGUGGUGAUUAUCACCAAGGGUGACUCUAUCAUCUGUGAUGUUACUGCAGAGGUGACCACUGAACAGGACAGAGUGACCCCCGAGCCCAUCAGCCCUGAUGAUAUUGAGGUUGAUGUCAACUACGAACCAGAUCCCACUGACCUGGUCCUGUCAAGUGUGCCUGGAGGCGAGCUGUUUGACCCCCGCAAACACAAGUUCUCUGAAGAUGAGCUUAAGCCACAACCUAUGAUCAAAAAGGCCAAGAAGGUGUUUGUGCCCGAAGAACAGAAGGAUGACAAAUACUGGCAGAGAAGGAAGAAGAACAACGUGGCCGCAAAACGCUCGCGUGACGCCCGCAGGUUAAAGGAGAACCAGAUCACCGUCCGAGCAGCUUUCCUUGAGCGCGAGAACGCAGCGCUGCGGUCAGAGGUCGCCGAGCUACGGAAGGAGUGUGGCCGCUACAAGAACAUUGCGGGUUGCUACGAAACCAAAUUUGGACCACUUGAGGUGCCAGAAGACCAAUAGACAAUUCAUUUAUUCAUCAUUUAUACUAUGUGGAAGAUUAUGUGAAGAGCUGGGCAUUUCUUUGCCCACAAAGUCUUUUGACUGUGACAUUUCCAAUAAUUUAAGCUUCUUCAGGGGAUUACAAUGACAUGGCAAAAAAGUGCAGCCAUGUUCACUUCUCUUCAUGUACCAGUACUCAUUACCAGCAACAGAGCUGUACAUACACGCUCUGCCCUCCAUGUUUGAAUGUAUGUCUCACUGUCGCUCUUGUGCCGUUAUUGUCACUUAGUAGGAUGCCUACUUUGCUCUCUGCAGGUCGUCAAUGUUGACUCGUCCAUUCACGUCAGAAGUGUCGUGUGUAGAAUCCAUUGAUGCAUUAACUGUAAAUAGUUGUAUACUAAAAUACUUUCUAGACUUUGACUCUGAUACAGUGCAAGUCAAGUUUUUGAACAACUGGAUUUGGAUUUGGGUAGUAUCAAGCAAUGAAAUUGUACAUUUACUGUAAAUAAUGUAAGUAAAUGUAAAUCUCUCCGUGAUGAGCUGACAUUUGCCUCCAAGAUGUGUGUUUUAAUGUCUCAGAAUGUGUGUUUAAGGCAGGCUGUUGGAUGCUAACAGGACUUAAAUUAGUGCCUUAUUAAAGGCAGCUGGAGGUAAAAUGUUGACUUGUUAAGCCUAAAAAAAAACCCCAUACAGUGCUAUCAAUAUGGAGCAUGUUGUCUGCUAAUUACAGUAAUCGAGCUCAUAUUAUUCACAGUAUAGUGCUUGAUAUGAACAAUCACAAAACUAGGUAUUCAAAAACUUUUGACUUGGGGUGUAUGCACAUUUAGAGUGUAUCAACUGACAAGUUUUUAGGCUGUGCUGGUGAACACUAUUAUUAGACUUUAUCACCCAACUUUUCAAGCCAUUUCAAUGCAGUUUACAGGGGGGGGCAUAUUGUGUAACGUAACAUCCCAAAUUAGAGUUGUGACUUAAACCCAGGAUUAUUUUACUGUCCAAUUCUGACAAAGGUGGACAGCUGUUUUUCUUUUGCUGCUGUGCUUCCAUCCAUACACAUAGUGACUUUUUUUUUUUUUUUUUUAACCAAAAUAAACUCAGUAUUUUUUUGGGAGCGGGUUUCCAUGUGUGAAUGUUAUUCAAGGAGAAAAUACUCUUCUCAAAUAAAGUUUAAACUUUUAACAUCACAACCUGCAUUAAAUAGUUUUGUCUGCUCUUACAUCAUGCUUUUGUUAACAUUAACAGACAAGUGCGUUUGUUUUUUUGUUUUUUAAGUAAAGCAAAGUCAGGUUUGCUACAUUUGUCCACAGUGAUCUUUGUGGAAACAGUUUUACUCUCGGCAUCACUGAUGUCAGUCAGAAUGAGUCACAUUCUCCAUCAUAAGGUCUCUGAAAUGUAAUAUUUAGUAUAAUUUUGACAUGAAUGAUAAUGAGAUUCUGGACUCAUUUUAAGAAUUUUUUAAUGCUUUCUGCUAUAAUAGAUUGCAUCUGCCUUCUAUCUGGAACAGGUCAAUUUGUUAACUUUGAGGGGUUUGUUUUUUAACCUUCCUGGUUCGGUCUUUGUAUUUCUUUGUAAAGAAACGUCUUGGCAUUUUGAGUGUCUCUUGUAUAUACAGUAUGUUAAAAUAAAGCCUUGUUGAGAAAGUC
Siniperca chuatsi (mandarin fish) is the source of this 2840-nucleotide messenger RNA. RefSeq names its product TEF transcription factor, PAR bZIP family member a (gene tefa). Lineage: Eukaryota; Metazoa; Chordata; Actinopteri; Centrarchiformes; Sinipercidae. Bases 250 to 1221 code for a protein of 323 amino acids. Gene Ontology annotation, biological process: regulation of transcription by RNA polymerase II. Gene Ontology annotation, cellular component: nucleus. Gene Ontology annotation, molecular function: RNA polymerase II cis-regulatory region sequence-specific DNA binding; DNA-binding transcription factor activity, RNA polymerase II-specific. The record is from RefSeq and is a predicted model, not a curated record. The transcript has 5 exons.